Cataglyphis hispanica is the source of this 1774-nucleotide messenger RNA. RefSeq names its product sorting and assembly machinery component 50 homolog. The record is from RefSeq and is a predicted model, not a curated record. The transcript is spliced from 8 exons. Gene Ontology annotation, biological process: mitochondrial respiratory chain complex assembly; protein insertion into mitochondrial outer membrane. Gene Ontology annotation, cellular component: SAM complex; outer membrane. Lineage: Eukaryota; Metazoa; Arthropoda; Insecta; Hymenoptera; Formicidae. Bases 147 to 1619 code for a protein of 490 amino acids.
GUUUCGAUAUAUUUUCUUUUAGUAUUUAAGAUUUAAAUUAUAAAUUUUCCCAUACAUUUAAUCACCGUGGAUACGUCACAAUAUCCAUUUUGGUAUGAAAUUUUAACGCGGCAAUCACGAAAAAAAAAGUUCAUCGAUGAAAUAAAAUGGGUAUUGUUCAUGCUAAGGAACCUUUCAAUAAUCCUUCAGGCUUAGAUCAGUCAUUGAAGGAUAAUAUAAAUAAACAUGAUGAAUCACCAAUGGGUGAUCUUCCAACAUUUCUCAAUAAAUCUCGGAUACAUAAGGAAGAAGAAAAUGCACAAGCAAAACGUAUUGUUUUACAAACAGUUAAAGCACGAGUCGACAAAAUACAUGUGGAUGGACUUAUGCGAACAAAAGAUGAUAUAAUCAAGCCACAAGUGAUGGAUUUGUUCAAAGCUAAAAAUUUCGAGGAUGUCAUUGUACGUGCUUAUAAAGUAAGAGAGAAAUUAGAUACUUUGGGAUGCUUUAAAAAUGUCGGAGUUUACAUUGACACCAGUCAAGGUCCUGAAGCCACCCCUGAUGGUGUAGAAGUCACUUUUAAGGUACUUGAAAUGAGACGUUUGGCUGGCGGCAUUAGCACUAUGGUUGGGAACAACGAAGGAUCCUUGCUUGUCAGUGCAAGAGCGCCAAAUCUGUUUGGAAGAGCAGAACGUGUUCAAAUGGAGUACUCUCAUGGUAAUAAAAGUUCGAUCAAUUUCAAUGUAUCUGCCAUUAAACCGUUUCCACAGAGCUUAUAUAAUACAGUAUUAACUGGUACUGUAUUUAGCACGUCGCACGAUUUUCCAUGGUCUGGUUUUAAACAAAACGAUAAAGGAUUACUUUUAGAUAUGGAGCUUAAUCAAACGAGUACUUCUAAACAUAAUAUACAAUAUGAAGCUGCAUUUAGAAACAUAUCUUGUUCAAAACAAGCCGCCUUUCGUGUUCGGGAACAAUGCGGGCCGAAUUUGAAAUCCGCGUUGAGAUAUAUUUGGACAAUAGAUAAAAGAGAUUCAACUAUAUUUCCCGUUACUGGAAGUCUCUUGCGAUUAACAACAGAGAUGGCUGGAUUAGGUGGUGACAUAGGUUUCUUAAAGAACGAGCUUACUAUACAAAGUAACUGGUCGCCACACGAGUUCCUUACAUUCCAACUUGGCCUUCAAUCUGGAUUGUUGAGUGCAAUCAGUAAUGAUAUGAAAAUAAGCAUCGCUGAUAAUUUCUUCUUGGGUGGUCCAUUGAAUCUUCGGGGAUUUGAUAUGAGGGGAUGCGGACCGCGUUACAAUGGAAAUUCUGUGGGCGGUGAAAUGUAUUGGGCAGCAGCUCUUCACAUAUAUACGCCGCUUCCAUUUAGACCUGGUCAUAAUGGUUUCGGGAAUUUAUUUCGGCUACACGGUUUCGUCAAUGGCGGCAAUCUAUCCAACUUCACUUUCACAUAUGGAGAUCUCUAUAAUGAGAACAUGAAGAUUUUCACAGAGAACGUACGGUGUGCCGUCGGUGGAGGAAUCGCAAUGAAACUAGGAAACGUUGCCCGCAUAGAAUUGAAUCUAGUUGCACCUUUGUUGUUCGUGAGGAGUGAUGUGCUCCAACAAUUUCAAUUCGGUAUUGGUGUGCAGUAUCUUUGAGCGCCUUGAUAGUUUAUUGCAUUUUGUGUCAUCUCUAUAUGAUGGAUUUGGAUGUAAAUGAAGGUAGUGAGAUUACAUGUGUAAAUUAAUUUCUGUUUAUCUGACAGAAAGAUUCAUAGAGUGUAAAAUAUUCGUAAUAAAGUUGAUAUCCAUUA